GGGGAGUGUUUAUCCCUCCUUCAACUCGCGUUAUUUGCCUCAGAAGGGGUAUUUUAAAAUAGCAGUUAGAUGCGUACCGCGAUUAGACACCAAAGGAGGGAUUAUAAGAAUAUUACGGUUCAGUGGAACCAUCCGAAUAUUUUUGUACGCCUUCUCUCCGAUGAGAGCUAAUGCAGCACGGAACGGUAGCCAUGAUCCAGUAACCCGAUGCCACCAGUGGGGGGCAGUAGAACGCCCCCUUUUCCCCUCCCUAUAACCAAACCCCUCCUUUGUUGCUUUGGCGCCGUUCUAUAUAAAGAGGAGCGGACAAACACCCACUCUUGAUCAUUGCUUCAUUUUUUUAGGUCUCUUUGGGGGUCUUUACUGUGUCCCUUCAACUUUUUCCUCCCCUCUCAAAAUGGAAAUGAAAAAGAGAUUGAUGCUGGAGCUCAGGAAUCGGAAAGCGGCUGACGUUAAAGAGUUGGUUCUAGAUAACUGUCGUUCAGAUGAUGGCAAAAUUAUUGGACUGACUCCAGAGUUUGAAAAUUUAGAGUUUCUCAGCAUGAUAAAUGUCAACUUAUUAUCUGUAGCUAACCUGCCAAAGCUCCCAAAGUUAAAAAAGCUGGAGCUCAGUGACAAUCGCAUCUCUGGAGGAUUAGAGGUACUGGCAGAAAGGACCCCAAAUUUGACACACCUGAACCUCAGUGGGAACAAGAUAAAAGAGAUCAACACCCUAGAGCCACUUAAGCUACCUCAUCUCAUGAGCCUGGACCUCUUUAACUGUGAGGUGACUAUGCUAAACAACUAUAGGGAGAGUGUGUUUGAGCUUCUCCCCCAGCUCACCUUUCUAGAUGGCUUUGAUGCAGAUGACCAGGAGGCUCCAGAUUCUGACCCAGAGGCUGAAGAUUUAGAGGAAAAUGGAGAGGAUGGUGAGGAGGAUGAAGAGGACGAAGAAGAAUUUGAAGAUGAGCUUGAUGAUGAUGAGGAUGAAGAAGGUGAAGAUGAGGAAGGUGAAGAGGAGGAGGAAGGAGAGGAAGAUGAUGAAGACGAUGAGGAUGUACCUCAGGGUGAAAAGAGGAAAAGGGACUUGGAAGAUGAAGGCGAUGAAGAAGACGACGACGAUGAGGAUGAUGACGAGGAUGACGAAUAAGACCCAAGAACUACUGGAUCUCUUUUAUAUAGACUGUCUGGGCUGGCCAUCAGUGUACAUAUGUACGUUUGGCUGUGUCAGCCUGUGGGCUACUGUGCAUACCGCUGUUGCCCUGUUCAUUUAUAUAUAUAUAUUUUUUUUUCUCGUUUGUGUGUAGAUGUUCUAGGGUUGCGAUAUGAAAUGUUGUUUCUGUGCUGGUCUGAGUGAGGUUUUCUUUUGUUUGCCGCUUUAUUUAAAAAGAUGGCCGCCUGGGGGGCUAUUCGCGGAUUCAGACUCUAGGUUUGUGUUUUGUUUUAAACCGUGGAAUUUUCUGUGAAAGUUCUUUGGUUCCUCUGAUCUGUGAAUGGUGCGUGGGUGUAUAGGUUUGAGUGAUUCCAAAGACAAGUCCUCUCUCUACUCCUGCAUUGCCAUGUUGAUUUAGUAUGCUUUAAAUGUCCUGUUGUAUUUACCAGUCAUGUAACUACAUGAAUUAUGCGUAUGUUGGCAAUAAGUAGUGCUGAUGACCAAAUUUACAGGACCUGUUCAAAUUAAUUUGUUCCCACACUGAUGCUUUUUUCUCCCAGUGCUUUCUGUUUACAUGUACAUAAUUACAAAACAGAUGCAUAUGCCAUGAAUCCUUUAAUUUGCCACACAUGCUUAAUGCUGCCAAUAUGUUUCCGUUGUCUUGAGGGUGAGGAGGGGGGCUCUUCUGGGUAAACAACAAAGGAAAUCCCUUUUAUGACCCAUUAAAAUCAUCUCCCACAAUUUGUUUUGUAUUUAGUUGUUGCAUAACUUGAAUAAGACUUUUAAUAAAAUUUUGGGAUUUUUAUAUGGGUUCCAAUUUUUCUGGUUUGACAAAUAUUUAUGGCAAAACCAAUAGCAACUCAAAAUACUAGCGUUCAUUAUUUGGCUUCUUAUAAAAGUAAUCUUAUUGGGUCUUGAGCUAGAAUUUGCCUUCUAUUAAUGCAAUAUGUAAGUUGUAUAUUUUUGAAAUGCUAUGCUAAUGUAUUUAACGGGUCUACAAAAGGAGUGUCUCAUACACGUAUACAUAAUACGUUUAGUAUUCACAAGUGCUCAUACUAAAGUAAAUGGGGGUUUUUUAAUUUCUGCCUCUUGCCAAACAUUCAUAAUCUAAAAUGUAGAUCCCCAAACCAGAUUAGUUGGAAGGGUUCAAGCCAUUCAAGAGGCUUGGGGUGGUUGUUUUGUCUUAUAACAGUAAAGGAUCUCCUGCUGGCUGUGUACAUAUUUUACCACUUGUCUACUGUCUUUUAAUAAAAAUCAAUGUAGCUGGC
Messenger RNA from Xenopus laevis (African clawed frog), 2400 nucleotides. RefSeq names its product acidic nuclear phosphoprotein 32 family member C S homeolog (gene anp32c.S). Gene Ontology annotation, cellular component: nucleus. Lineage: Eukaryota; Metazoa; Chordata; Amphibia; Anura; Pipidae. Gene Ontology annotation, molecular function: histone binding. The record is from RefSeq and is a predicted model, not a curated record. Gene Ontology annotation, biological process: regulation of apoptotic process. Bases 398 to 1129 code for a protein of 243 amino acids. The transcript has 7 exons.